AUGCUGGUGGUUGAGCUUGUACCUCUUACCGUCUUGGUGUGUUUUAUCGGCAGAGUCGCUUCGUUGAACCAAGCCCUUCAGAUAGGUGGGUUACUUCACUUGUCUGGAAGUGCACCGAGCGCAUUCUAUGGAAAGUCUGCCCUUGCUGGUGCCCAACGUGCGGUUGGAGAUAUCAAUGAGAAUAGGGAUGUGCUGCCGGACUACGAGCUGAAGUUCAAAUACAAUGAUACUCGGGCUGAGAUCGGGGUGUCAAUGGAUAGCCUGUACGACAUGCUUCAAGAGCCAGAGAUGUUAGUGGCGUUUUUUGGACCAGUACAGUCUCCAGUUGCGGACGUAGUGGCACAGGUUUUGAAACGUAGAAACGUUAUUCAGAUGAGUCCUGGCGCAACCAGCACCAUCUUCGAAGAUCGUAUAAAGUAUCCCUACGUGUACCGCACCAGUUCCUUAUGGAGUGAGGCUAGCAUAGCAGAAGCUGAGAUCAUCCGUACGUUUGGGUGGAGGAAGAUUGCUACUCUACAGGGAGUUAUUGAACCACAUGGAGCGCUCAUCCGAAUGCUUCAAACGGAAGCAUUAACAAGCAACUUCUCUCUCGUCAUCUCAGAAACUUUUCAUGAUGAUCCGCUGGAGGCCUUACAACGUAUAAAGGACAAGGAUGCUCGAAUUAUAGUCGGUACCUUCUUCGAAGGCGAAGUUCGCAAAGUUUUUUGCAGGGCUUUUGAACUGGGGAUAUAUGGAGCAAAUUACGUGUGGAUGAUACCGGGUUACUUUGCAGACGACUGGCAGUCAGUAAAACAAGAUGGCGUCAGUUGCUCAGCGGAAGAUCUUAAGAUGGCUUCAGAGGGGUACUUAGGCUUCAUUGCAUCCUCAAAACCUAUCAGAAAUGAAGUCGGGCGGUGUGGAAAGACGCCAGAAGAGUUCCGCCGGGAAAUGUUUGAAGUCUUUGGUAACAACAUAUACCUGGGCCUGACUGCCUCUGCAUACGACGGCGUGUGGGCCCUGGCACUGGCAUUGCAGGAUGCAGAACGUGCUCUGAAUCGUAGUCUUGUUUCCUUCCGUUAUGGCGACAAAGAGUUCGCCAAGGUUGUCGGAGAGAUGAUUCUCAAGCAGGAAUUUACUGGAAUGAAGGGGCCAAUAAAGUUUUCUGAUACUGGACAUGUGUUUGACAAUGUGCUGAUCAAACAAAAUGUCGGUGGUCAAACUAUUAUCUUGGGUACCAUGGGCACACAUUCCAAGUACAUCGAAUGGAAUGUUCCGACUGGUAACAUGUGGUACUACAGUGGAGGCAAACCGCCCCAUGACUCUGACAUCACAGUGACUAUCGACGUCCUUCAAGCCACGCCCAUUUCUGUCAUGGCUACUGUAUCUACACUAGCUGGACUGGGUAUCAUUCUGGCUAGUCUAUUCCUGGGCUUUAACGUAUGGUAUCGUAAACACAAACACGUGAAGAUGUCGAGCCCCAAACUGAACAACAUAAUUGCAUUCGGCAUAAUGGUGGCGUACGUGAGUGUCAUUCUACUGGGUAUAGAUAGAUCGAUGGUCAGCAGAGAUGCCUUACUCCGAGUCUGCAAGGUUCGGUCAUGGCUCAUUCCUAUUGCCUUCACCUUGGCCUUUGGCGGAAUGUUCAGUAAGACGUGGAGGGUGUAUAGCAUCGUCAUCGCAAACAAGACCAAGAGAAAGGUGAUACGAGACCGCUUUCUCUUCGGUAUCAUCGGGGUGAUGUUGUUGCUGGAUUUCCUAAUCCUCAUUCCGUGGCAGAUCAUUGAUCCGAUUCACAUCGAAGACGAAACACACCACAUUCGUCAGACUGAGACGGACCUGGCCAACUUUGAAAAGCGUCAGCUUCUCUACGUUAACUGCACGUCAACAAACAACACUAUCUGGAUGGCGGCACUGCUCAUCUACAAGACAUUUGUUGUGGUGUUCGGAGUCUUUCUAACUUGGUCUACAAGAAAUAUCAACGUUCCUGGUCUGAAUGACAGUUAUUACGUAGGUCUGUCAAUCUACAACACCGUCAUCUGCUGUGUCGUUGCUGUGCCGUUAUCGUUCCUUGCGGUGUCCUCCAUUGGUGUGACCUUUGCCCUCGUUUCCGGUUUCCUGCUCCUCUGCAUCACGGCUUCGCUCUGUUUGUUGUUCUUUCCGAAGGUGGUCGUAGUCUAUCGGAAGAAUGCAGUAGAUGACGUCACUGGAAUCAGGUUUGGGAUACCCACUACGUUAACAGCCGCAGGUACUUCACAGGGCCAGGCACUUGUUCCGAUGUCCAGUCAAAUUAAAGACAUUGAGUUGUCGACUCAAAAAGAAGGCACGAGUCAAAUGAACACGGUGUUAAUUUAACUGUACCACAACGGGCGUAAAUUGCACAAAUUGUCUUGUUAUUUUUUAAGUUUCCACGAUUUCCACGACUGUUAAUAUUAGAGACAGGAUUGUUAAGUUGAUGUAGUUAUUAAUUUAUCUAAAGCACAAGUUUUAAUAAUCUCAUUUAGUUAUUGAUGUGUUCAGUAAUUUUCCAAUUAUUUGCCACUUUCGUUGCUUCGAACAAGCAACCCUAGAUCUAUAAACAACUAAUAAAUAAACGAAAUGAGCCAGGUUACAGUACCAACGGCAGAAACAAAAACUAGUUCCAAACUUAAAGGCAAUGGACAGUAUUGGUAAUUACUCAAA
Molecule: messenger RNA, 2658 nt
Organism: Asterias rubens (European starfish)
Lineage: Eukaryota; Metazoa; Echinodermata; Asteroidea; Forcipulatida; Asteriidae
Product: gamma-aminobutyric acid type B receptor subunit 2-like
Exons: 16
Coding region: 1-2331 (776 amino acids)
Biological process (GO): gamma-aminobutyric acid signaling pathway; G protein-coupled receptor signaling pathway
Cellular component (GO): G protein-coupled receptor heterodimeric complex; membrane
Molecular function (GO): G protein-coupled GABA receptor activity
Source: RefSeq, a predicted model, not a curated record